AUGGUUAACGUUUUCAAUCCACAGAUUUUCUUUAUUGUAUUCAGAGAAUCAUUGGAAGCUGUGGUUGUGGUUUCCGUGCUUUUAGCAUUCUUGAAGCAGGGACUUGGUUCUGCCACAGAUGAUCCUAAAACUUAUAAGAGACUACGUCGACAAGUUUGGCUAGGGUCUAUUCUAGGAGUUAUUGUCUGUUUGAUUUUAGGUUGUGCUUUUAUUGGUACUUUCUAUUCUUUAGGUAACGAUAUCUGGUCUAAAUCUGAAGAUAUUUGGGAAGGUACGUUUUGUAUCAUUGCUACUAUAUUGAUCUCAAUGAUGGGUAUCGCGAUGUUGAGAAUCAAUAAGAUGAAGGAGAAAUGGAGAGUCAAGUUAGCAAAAGCCUUAAUCAAGACACCAGCAAACAAAAGAGACAGAUUUAAAAUCGGUUAUAUUUGUAAGAAAUACUGUAUGUUCAUCUUACCUUUCAUUACUUGUUUAAGAGAAGGUUUGGAAGCAGUGGUUUUCGUUGGUGGUGUCGGUUUAUCCAGUCCUGCAACGGCAUUUCCUAUUCCGGUUAUUACUGGUUUAAUUGCUGGUAUUGUGGUUGGUGCCAUCUUGUAUUUUUCAGGUUCUACACUCUCUAUGCAAAUUUUCUUGAUCUUUUCCACUGGAAUUCUUUAUUUGAUCUCAGCUGGUUUAUUUUCAAGAGGAAUUUGGUAUUUUGAGAACUAUGUUUAUAACCAGAAGACUGGAGGUGACGCUUCCGAAAACGGAUCUGGACCUGGUACAUAUGAUAUCACCAAAUCGGUUUGGCAUGUUAAUUGCUGCAAUCCAGAAAUUGAUAAUGGUUGGGAUGUGUUCAAUGCCUUGUUAGGAUGGCAAAAUUCUGCAACCUACGGUUCUGUUAUUUCUUAUAACAUUUACUGGCUUGCACUUAUUGCUACUAUAGCCUUGAUGUUGUUCGAAGAAAAGCAUGGACACUUGCCGUUCUUGAAGAAUGUUACUAUGAGACUGUUGAAUCCUAUGUACCACCUCAAGAAGAAGAAGAAGAACGAGUUAUCCAAAGAAGAACAAGAUGCUUUGUUUGAGCAGGUUAAACACGUCAACAUUGGUGAGGAUUCUAUUGCAAAUGGAGCUGCUGAUUCUGGAGAUUCUGGAUCUUCAAUUGCUAAGAAGGAAGAAAUCGUUGAGAGUGCUGAAAAAGCAUCAUCCUGA
Molecule: messenger RNA, 1188 nt
Organism: Priceomyces carsonii
Lineage: Eukaryota; Fungi; Ascomycota; Pichiomycetes; Serinales; Debaryomycetaceae
Product: FTR1 family protein
Exons: 1
Coding region: 1-1188 (395 amino acids)
Biological process (GO): iron ion transmembrane transport
Cellular component (GO): plasma membrane; high-affinity iron permease complex
Molecular function (GO): ferrous iron transmembrane transporter activity
Source: RefSeq, a predicted model, not a curated record